Messenger RNA from Plodia interpunctella (Indianmeal moth), 2897 nucleotides. It is a transcript of the gene D12, whose product is annotated as D12. Bases 261 to 2879 code for a protein of 872 amino acids. The record is from RefSeq and is a predicted model, not a curated record. Lineage: Eukaryota; Metazoa; Arthropoda; Insecta; Lepidoptera; Pyralidae. The transcript has 12 exons. Gene Ontology annotation, molecular function: histone binding. Gene Ontology annotation, cellular component: NuA4 histone acetyltransferase complex; ATAC complex. Gene Ontology annotation, biological process: chromatin remodeling; regulation of transcription by RNA polymerase II.
GCCAGAAAAAAAACUAGAAAAUCCCUGAAUGAAACGGCUGUUGACCUUUUCAUUGUCAAUUUACGGAUAUUAGUUAGAUUGUGAAUGUUUAUUCUAAAAAACACUAUGAAAUUUAGUGUACAUGUGAUUCUGUGAUUUAAAAUGUGAUAUCAACUCGCUAACAGGUGAUCUGUGACGCGGAAACUAGUUAUUACUCAUCGGAGUUGUACUGCGCCUCGAUAAGGGCGUUAUACGUUUAUUAGAAUCAAAAAUAUUUAAAAAUGGAUCGUAAAGACGAAUACCACGAUCCAGAUUAUGCGGGGACGUCAGAAAAUGUUAAAGAGGAGCCUCCGACCCUGUCGGAAGACGAAAGAAUAGAGAAAAUCAGGAAAAUAAUACGCCGGGAAUUUUCAAACGAGUUGGAAGUGAGGGAAAACGAAGUUAUGAUGAUCGACCAGCGGAUGACGACCUCCCGCCGCCUGCUCCACCGGCUGCGCUACGCGCUCGUGAAUAGUUACUACAGGGACCAGAAGCUGCAGCUCAGCACGUCGCAGAUCCACGACGAGACGGACAGAGCCCGCUCACAGAUGUCGUCAAUCCUGCGCGAAGGCCAGCGUCGGCUGCACCCAUCAGUCCGGAAGCUGCUGGGCAAGCGGACGGCCGACCUCAGCGAGAUCUUCAAGACGAGGCAGCCGCGCUCGCGACCCAGACCUGACUACUCGGCAAUGCUCCAAAUCCGCAACUACACAAUCGCGGCAGACUCGACCAAGUCGCUCCGGCCCGCGUCCGGCGCCGGCGCCGAGGCCGCGCCGGACCCGGACCGGACGGCGGACAGACCGCGCAAGCAGCCCAGACAUCUCGAGCCCAGGGUGGACAACGUCCUGACGCUGGAUGAGCAGACGAGGAACAAGGUCAAGCAUCGGUAUAGGAUUGUUAUCGGCAACACCUCAAAGUACGCCCCUCCCGCGUCCCGCGCAGACCGCUCGACCCACAAGUGGCUGCUGUACGUCCGCGACUACUGCCCCCCCCACAGCGCCCCCCGGCCCCCCGGCGCGGAGGGGGUGGGGGCCAUCGUCAAGUCCGUCACCGCGCGGCUGCAUCAUUCGUACGCGCCGCACCAUACUGUGACAUUGCACAAGCCGCCGUUCCACGUGUCCCGCCGCGGCUGGGGCGAGUUCACGGCGCAGCUCGAGCUGCAGUUCGCGCUGCCGCAGCUCAACCCGCCCGCCAGCCUCGCGCACACCAUCAAGCUCGACCGCAACUACACGGGGCUGCAGACGCUGGGAGCCGAAACGAUAGUAGACGUCUGGCUGUACAGCACGCCCGAGAUGAUAAAGCACGCGUACCAGGACACCAGCGACCAGACGCCCCCACCGGACACACGGACAGACACACAGACAGACACAAUAACGGAUCCACUGACAGACACACAGACACUUGAGGCUGGUAUCAAGUCUGAGGCGGCCGAUGACAGUUGGAUGGAUUUCUUCACGCGCGACUGCUCGGAGCUGGACGUGGACGAGAUGAUCAUCAAGCCGGCCAAGGCCGAGCCAGGGCCGGAGGUAGAGACGCAGAUAAAGGAAGAGCCGAUGGAUUUCGAAGAAACCUUGAUAAGAGACGUCCCGACAGAGAUCCUCAGCCAGCCGACGUCGCCGAAGAAGCGGAUCAUGAAGUACAUCGACCCCACCACAGGCAAAAUAUACUACUUAGAGAUGGACAGAAAUCUAGAUUUAAGCACAGUUCAAGAGAUUGUUAUAAAUAAUACUAAAGAGACUAAAACGAAAAGUCCCGUAAAGAAUGGAGUCAAUGUGAAAAAGAAAAAAGGAAUAUCUUUAUUGAAGCCCGAAGUGAAAAAUUCUAUAAGAACGGAGCAAAUAAACGCGAGUUACAGACACAUAGAGAAUGAUCAUUGUUAUUUAGGCUAUGGAUGGUCUCCGAAUAGUAGAGAUAGUGAUAGUGUUGUGGAAAGUGUGAAACCAGAGUGUGGUGAAUCUCGGCUGGAGUAUCUGCGGACUUGUCUGAAUAGGCUCAGUGAUGUGCGGUCAUCUGUGUAUUUUUUGCUCAAGAACAUUCCAUUGGUGGACGCAAAGGCGUCCAAUCAAAAUUACCAGAAGGUUUUUCCAUUUGUGGUGGAGAGUGAGGAGAAAUAUUGGAAAUUGGAUUUUGCCAAGAGGAGGAAUAUUGAGUGGUCGCGCGCCAAGCUGGUGUCGCGGCUGGUGGCGGGCGCGUGGCGCACGAAGCCGGUGCUGCAGUUCGCGCGUCGCUUCGGGCUCUGCGCGCCGCGCGCGGCGCUCCGCAGGUGCUCAUCCAUACAAUUACAUGCGAUAACCGAGUCAAACAUAAAGGAACUAUACCGAGCCAGUGAUAUCAAUUCAUUAAGUGUCUUCAAUUGUGAUAAUUUUAAAAGUGAAGUGACAGAAAUAGACUUGUCGGACUCGGACGAAGAGAUAGACGUAGUGGGGAGUGACACAGUGAAAGAGAGAGUGAGGGGACUGUCGGAGAGCUGUGAGGGGCUGAGGCCGCUGCCCCAGACCGAGGAGGAGCGCUUGCGGUUCCUGUUCGUGGAGAAGGUGUGCGCGGACAUCGGCAUCGAGCUGAGGAAUGAAGAUAUCGGCAACGGAUAUUCGCACAGCCUGGUGCACGCGGUGCUGGUGUCCGCGACGCGCAGCCUCGCCGAGGAGCUCCUGCGCGCCGCACUCGCCGCCGCGACCGCGUCCGGAUGGUCUUCCUCCCACGCGGUCAUCAACCUCGAGCACGUGUACCAGGCGGCGGGCGGGCCCCCCCCUCCCGGCGGCGGCGGCGGGGGAGGGGAGGGGGAGGGGGGCAGCGUCGCCGGCAGGCUGAACUUCCUGAGUGCGCAGGCGCUCGCCGCCGUGAGAAAGAAUACUUCUGCUGUGUAAUAUACGACUGAACUAUAA